Molecule: messenger RNA, 1889 nt
Organism: Poecilia latipinna (sailfin molly)
Lineage: Eukaryota; Metazoa; Chordata; Actinopteri; Cyprinodontiformes; Poeciliidae
Product: membrane-bound O-acyltransferase domain-containing protein 2-like
Exons: 13
Coding region: 286-1803 (505 amino acids)
Biological process (GO): lipid modification
Cellular component (GO): membrane
Molecular function (GO): acyltransferase activity
Source: RefSeq, a predicted model, not a curated record
AGCGCUUAACCGGAAGUGAGCGCCCAAGUUCCGCUCGGGGCCUUUACCCGGACCGGACCGGCCCUGCAGCCGGAGACGAAGCAGUGGAAAGAGGGCGGUCACACUCUCGCUUCGAGUCGCUCCUCUUUGGCGGACGCCUUGCUGUGGAUGACAACCGUCCAGCUCGUCGCAAAAACAGCGGUGCUGCUCGGCUGGCCGGGGCUUUAACACAGCGGCGGGGGGAAGCGAAGCGAACCGAGCCGAACCGAACCGGGGAGGGGAAGGAUUUACUGACACAGCCCGAGCAUGGCGACCCAAACCACCGCAUCCUGCACUGGAUCUACUUUGCUACAGCCAAUCAGCGAAAUCAUAGACCUCCCACUCGACCAGGUGAACUUCGUGGCGUGUCAGCUGUUCGCUCUGCUCAUGGCUGUGUGGUUCCGGCUCUACCUCCAUCCCAGUAAAACCAGUCCCUUCAUCAGACAUGUGGUGGCCACCCUCCUGGGUCUGUACUUGGCUCUGUUCUGCUUCGGCUGGUAUUCGGUCCAUUUUCUGGUGCAGAGCGGCCUCUCCUACGGGGUGAUGAUCUUUGCCAGCCUGGAGCACAUGCACAAGUACUGCUUCAUCGUCACCCUCGGUUACCUGAUCCUCUGUCAGAUCACAAGAGUCUACGUGUUCGACUACGGCAUGUACUCUGCAGAUUUCACUGGGCCCAUGAUGGUUAUAACCCAGAAGAUCACCAGCAUGGCGUUUGAAAUCCAUGACGGUUUGUCGAAGCGCAGGGAAGGACAGCUGACUCCCAGUCAGAAAUACCUAGCUAUCAGCCGGAUGCCCAGCCUGCUGGAGUACCUGAGCUACAACUGCAACUUCAUGGGCAUCCUGGCGGGACCUACCUGCUCCUACAACGACUAUAUGGCCUUCAUGGAGGGGACGUCGUACCAGCGCCGCCACCAGGAGAACGCUAACGGCAAGGAGAACGGGAAGGCCAAGAAGCCCGAGCCUUCACCAAAGCGCGCCGUGGUGUCCAAGCUGUGCACCUGCGCCAUCUCUUUGACCACCUACCUGUCGCUCUACCGGCUGCUCCCGGUCGACCACUCCAUAGACGAGUACUUCGUCAGCACCACGCCGUUCUACCUGCAGGUGGUCUACCUUUACCUGGCCAUGCUGGCGCUCAGGCCUAAAUACUACUUUGUGUGGACUCUAGCCGAUGCCAUCAACAACGCAGCCGGGUUUGGCUUCAACGGCUACGACACAGAUGGCUCGCCGCGCUGGGACCUGAUUUCCAACCUCAGGAUUCUGGAUAUCGAGUUUGCCACAAGUUUCAAGCUCUUUCUAGACAACUGGAACAUUCAGACAGCUCAGUGGCUCAAAAGAGUUUGCUACGAGCGUUGCCCCGUCAACCCGACGACCGCCACCUUCCUGCUGUCGGCCAUGUGGCACGGUGUCUACCCCGGCUACUACCUGACCUUCGUCACCGGCAUCGGGAUGACAAUGGCCGCCCGCGCCGUACGGCACAACAUCAGACCGUACUUCUUGGUCUCCGACUCGCACAAACGCGUCUAUGAUGUCAUCACGUGGGCUAGCACGCAGGUUGCCAUUUGUUACACGGUGGUGCCGUUCGUCUUGCUCGCUGUUGGACCCUCGCUAAAGUUCUACAGCUCGUGGUACUUUUGCUUGCACCUCCUGUGUCUCCUCGUGGUUCUGGUUCUGCCCGUCAAAUCGAGACGCUUGCAGGCCAGAGCGAAGGAAGACGCUGCACAGGACGAGCAGCGCGACCACAGCAGCACAGACAACAACUGCAACCAGAAAGACAAAUCCACAUGAGACCGCCGCCACGUCACAAGCUACAACUGGACCGGGUCGGGUCCCAUUACCUAACCAAGAACCCAAAAAACACUCUAAGGAAAAAA